UCCUUGGAAAGACUUCCCGCCGCGCCCGUGUAGCUUGAUCGCAGCUGCGUACCAAGCCUGGAUCCUCGCUCUGACGUCGACAUCGACCGGGUCAUGGCCGUGGCUACCAUCUCGGAAGAAUUCGAGACCGCCGCUUCCCGGGAACCAGCGGAGAUUAAAGAUGAUUCCGCGGAUGGCGAUGGUCGACGCAAGAGCUCGACCAGCGCCGGCAGCGACGACACGCGCGGCAAGUUCGGCAGUCGCAUCGAGUCGCUUCUCUACUGCAUCGGCUUCGCUGUCGGCAUCGGCGACGUCUGGCGGUUCCCCAUCCUGGUCUACCAGAAUGGAGGAGGCGCCUUCUUCACAGCCUACGUGAUCGUCAUGAUCCUGGUCGCCAUUCCCCUGUUCACCAUGGAACUGGCGCUCGGUCAGUUUUCCAGCCUCGGACCGAUUGCGGUGUGGAAGUGUCUACCGGUGGCUCAAGGCAUCGGCGUGGCCAUGGUGGUGAUGUCCCUGCUGGUGGCCAUCUACUACAACGUCAUCCUCUGUUACACACUCUACUACCUGGCACAGUCCUUCCGGUCCGUGCUGCCCUGGGCAGACUGCUACGAGUGGUGGGGCGCCGACCCGGAGACGUGCUACGUGCGAUACAGCAACCACACGAAAUGCAGAGACGUUCCAGAGGUGCUGUGGCGGACGUACGGCGGCUUCAACAGCAGCAGUAACACAAGCAUCAUCAGCACUGAUCUCUUUUCCUCGAGUGACGUAGUCUGGCUGACGUCAGCAGUGCACGGCGUCAACUUCUCGGUGCCCGCGGAGGCGUUCCAGACCAUCAUGGCCAACUGCUCGAACGCCACUCAGACGGCGGCAGAACAGUUCUGGGAGAAGUACGUCUUGGACCUGUCCCCGAACAUUGAAGAGGUUGGCGGCAUCAAGUGGGAUCUCUGCCUCUGCCUCUUCGUCAGCUGGCUCAUCGUCUUCUUCUGCCUCAUUCGCGGCGUGUCCUCAUCGGGAAAGGUUGUGUACUUCACGGCGACCUUCCCGUACGUGGUGCUGCUCAUCCUGCUCGUUAAGGGCGUCACCCUGAGCGGCUCCGGGCAGGGCAUCGCCUACUUCCUCGUGCCGGACUUCUCGAGGCUUACCGACCUCAACAUAUGGAGGCGAGCGACGGAGCAGGUCUUCUACUCGCUGGCGAUCUCGUGGGGAGGCCUCAUCAUGUCCGGAAGCUACAAUCCAUUCCGAUACGCCAUUCACAUUGACGCUUCGAUCGUGGUGGUUGCCGACCUGAUCACAAGCUUGCUCGGCGGCAUCGCCAUCUUUGCCGUGCUGGGCCACAUGUCCCUCGAACUGCAGGUGCCCAUCGAGGAAGUCGCCAAGGCCGGUCAAGGCCUGGCCUUCGUCAUCUACCCCGAGGCCCUCACUACUUUCUGGUGUCCGCAGCUGUGGUCCUUCAUCUUCUUCUUCAUGCUCUACCUGCUCGGAAUAGACAGCGAGUUUCCGCUUCUACAGACGACGCUGACCGUACUGUCGGACACAUUUCCCGUGCUUCGCAAGUAUCGCAGCAUCACCGCUUUCGUCGCCUGCAGCACAUGCUUUAUCAUCGGCCUCUCGUGCGUCACUCAGGGCGGUCAGUACGUGCUGAACCUGCUGGACACCUACUGCGCCGGCGUGUCUGCACUGUUCAUCGCCAUGUGCGAGGUCAUGGCACUCAUGUGGCUGUACGGUGUACGGCGUUUCUCUAACGACAUCAAGUUCAUGCUGGGAAAGACUCCUCCGUGGAUCUUCCGCUUCAGCUGGGCAUUCUUGUCGCCCUUCAUCCUAUGCGUUCUAGUGGUGUACGGCCUAGUCAUGGCUGCCCCCGUCAUGUACAACAACGUCGAGCCGUAUCCGGCAUGGGCCAACAGGGUCGGCUGGUUCUUCGCCUCAUUGUCCAUGAUCCAGAUCCCACUCUGGGCGGGAGUGGCACUCUUCAGGGCCCGAAAGAACAUUCGCUCGGCGUUCGAGCCAACGGACACGUGGGGUCCUGCGGAAAAGAAGCUUCUCCAGGAGUACCGAGCAACGGUGGCCAACGCCAAGGACAGGACUUGCAAUGUGGCGCUACGGACUGUGUCCGCCAACGGAACGGCGGCUUAACUUAUUUCAUUCCCGGUGGUUGAUCGGGACUGAUAGUAUGUUCGGCUCACUCGGGCUAGGCCGCAUCGUGUAGAUUCGUUUGUUUCUGUGUCGCGAAACCAAUACUGAAUAGCUCAUUAACGCAGAGCUCACGGAGGAAUGCGCACUCCACCCUUGCGAGGAUCAAGGGCUAGGUUGUUGCGCCGUUAAUUUCAAAGACGUGUUUUUAAGUAGAUGUUGACUGAGAGUGACUCUCUUCAAACAGGUCUUUAUCCGAACCGCAAAUGGGAUGGCGGUAACAGUUGUUAAGGCGAAAGCCUUAGAUGCCACAUCAAACGCGAAAAGUGACCGUCGGCGUCAACACGAGUGAUGCAAAAAAUCAUCACGCGGUGAGAUGAGGUGAUCAUCACAUGUCGUACAAUCGACUGAGAAAAAAAGUAAGUGACGAUGUUGUUGGGAAGUUGCACGAGGCGUUUACAUUGUGCUAAACAAGAAGACACUUGGCAACUGUUCAGACGACGGAGUCCUUUAAUUUAUUUAUUUUCUGACAGCCGUAUUCUUUGCUGAAGGACUGCCGCGUUUCAGCCUCACGAAGUUUGAGCCUAGAGUGUACUUUAAGCCAGUGGUUCUCAGCCGUCGAUGUGUCGGGGACCCCCUGUGGAGCGGUCGACGUCAUGGCGGACCCCUUGGUGCGACGAACCAGGGGAGGGGAACGCGCUCGCUACCGCAUUAAAAGGAAGACAGAACAUGCGAAGAAAAUGCAGCGCUAUUGCGGCUCAUGUUCUUGUUGAGAAUGUUGGUGCAGUUCCUGGAGCAGGACUUGGAACUGGAAAUAGGUCAAAACUCGCCAAAAAACGUGUUUUUUUUUUUUUGCGGGCGAUGGCGUCGCGAAACCCCUAAAACGUCUCCGCGGGACCCCAUUUGAAAACCACUGCUCCAAGCCAUCAAAGCACGUCGCCGCCAUGUUAGCGCUUAGGGCGCCAUCUGUUAAGAGAGUCACAUUCCGAGUAUAGCCUCUGGGAUCUACGGCGUCCGCAAGUGCGCCUGGAGAUCUCGGGGGCUUUGUUUUUCAUCUCUCAUAUGCUACGCAUCACGAAAGCGGUGGAGAGAACCCCGUGUAGCGAAACGCUCACCGAAUGCCUUGGUUAUGCUCCCAGAAUCUCGUUUCGAGAUUUGCAUUGCACUGUGUUCAUAGUCACUCCAUAGCUUAUUCGCAUUUCUGACAGGUGGCGCCACUGGCCUAUGUAAAUAUGGCGACGUCCUUUAUGGUCAUUAAGCAUCGACUGGCAACAUGUCGUUUAUCCUGAAAUCAUACGCACUUGUCCAUCUCUUAGGGCUAGUCGGGUGAUACUUGCGCGAUUGAUCGCAGCCGAAUGAAAUGUGAAUACUUCGCCGCUUGCAGAACCAAAUGAAUCUACACGAGCUGUUUCGAAAGCCUUGAAAACGAACGAGCCCCACGAACGUCUUUUGUGAACAUGUAUACGUUCCUCAUAUUGUACGGUGGACGAAGUCCGCAACCUAAGAUUCUGAGUGAUCUUCAAGCAUCCUGUAUGUCGAAUGAACUUGUUCGAUCGUCAUUGAGAUGCGAGACAGAAGAAAGAACACGCACUACUGUGCAGCUGCCGUCGUCGAAAAAAAAAACGAAACGGCGGUAAAAUUGAGACAAGCGGAACUAAGAAAAACCGGGAGAGUGGGAUUCGUGAAUCCUGGAUGUCCGCGAUUGCAUUGAUGCCACUGUUUACAGAGAAAUGUUAUUCGUCGAGUCUGCGCCGAGCUGGCUGAUGUUCGUCUGCGUUUAGUGCAUAUGUAUACUAUCAUCGUAAUGCUAAACUUAUAGAUGUCUUUUUCUGAACUCUAGCAUGUACAUGCAUAUCUCUGCCUGUAAGCAGAGUUGGGCCUGUCUUUAACAUUCUAUGAAUGUUUCGCUCUUUCUUUCGGAAAACCCAUUUUUGAUACGCCGUGAUUCCAGCCUCCGUCUUAAAGUGUACACGAUCUUCAUUCACGUAGGACCACAACACUUUUGUUACGUUGUUUUUUUUUCGG
Molecule: messenger RNA, 4134 nt
Organism: Rhipicephalus sanguineus (brown dog tick)
Lineage: Eukaryota; Metazoa; Arthropoda; Arachnida; Ixodida; Ixodidae
Product: sodium-dependent proline transporter-like
Biological process (GO): sodium ion transmembrane transport
Cellular component (GO): membrane
Molecular function (GO): glycine transmembrane transporter activity
Source: RefSeq, a predicted model, not a curated record